Molecule: messenger RNA, 1462 nt
Organism: Paramormyrops kingsleyae
Lineage: Eukaryota; Metazoa; Chordata; Actinopteri; Osteoglossiformes; Mormyridae
Gene: tmem267
Product: transmembrane protein 267
Source: RefSeq, a predicted model, not a curated record
UGCAAACCCGGAACCGGAGACUGAAAUGGGCUUCGUAUCUAGGUCUAGAUAGAAUACUGCUGCUUGUGUGCGUAUUUAUCCAUUACCACUGGAACCCUCCUGCCAGUAGUGAGCCGGAGAUCUAACCAGCGGCGGCAGGGUGACGCCUGGAUGUAGGCUUGCUCCAGCCCUCCAUCCGGGAGGCACAAAGUGUGCCGAUGGACCUGGAGGAGGAGGUGGCGAAGGCCCAGGCUCUGCUGCAGACCCACAGCCCCUCCUCUGUGGUGGCCAGCCUUGGCCUUGCUGUCUUCUGCGUCUGUGUAGACCAUCUCCUGCUGCUCUCACUUGUCCAGCAGCACGCGUGGCUGCGCGCCGCAGUGGAUAAUGGCGCCCACGGUGCCAUCGGCUUGUGGUCGUGGGCCAUCGUCGUCGGCCUGAGGACGUGGAGUGGUGUUUGGGAAUCUGUCCUUGCGGGCUGCCUGGCCUCGGCAGUGGACCUGGACCAUUUCUACUUAGCUGGAUCUUUCUCGCUCGAAGCAGCUCUGAACCUCCCGCGACGGCCACCCUUACACUGCUCCUCUCUGAUUCUUCUCCUCUGUGGCUCCCUGCACCUGCUCAUCAGGGCCUGUCGACCAGGGGCCCCUUGGCGUCCCCUGCCUUGGCUGCUGUUCAUCUCCCUGGCAUCUCACCACAUUAGGGACGGCACGCGGCGGGGGCUCUGGGUGUGGCCCUUUGGGAACACGCCACCCCUCCCGUACUGGCUGUACGUGGCCCUCACAGUAACGCUACCCCAACUCUGCUCAGUCCUUAUGGGCGUCCUGGGGACCAGAGAAGCCGAUUCCAGGAGACACAAGGCAGCCUUAGAUGUGUGAAUUUAACAUGCAGCCUCCUACAUUGAUCAACCACGAUUAAAUUAACCUUCAUUAGCAGAUUUCUUUCUCAGUAUAACCUUACAGCUAAUUUGUAGCCCAGUUCCUCACCCACUACCACUCCUCAUUUGGAAUCCGUACUCCUGAGGUGCCAGGAGUCACCAUAAUUGAGCAAAUACACAACUUCUUAUAGCAGUGACCAACAAAUUUUGGGGGGAAAAAAUCAGCUAAACCACAAGUGUCUUACAUCACAUAGUGGUUCAUUGAGAACCAGUAUGGACAUUUAAACUGCACAUUUGUUAGGAAUUCUUAUGUAAAAUAUAAAACCAGAGGUUAUUCCACAACCAGAAAAUGUUCCUUCUAGUGUAAACAACUGUUCAGUGGUGUAGUUCAGAAGAGAAUACAUCUGUACAGUAAAACUCAAUGCAAAGAUGAUCUGUUGACAGAUCUGUUCAUAUUAUCAGGUUGUGUGACACUGGUGAUUUAUUAAAAUAAAAAAACCAUGUAGCACCCCCCAAUAAUAGAUCUGUAAUCCACUCAGCCAGGUGUGUGUGAAAUGUCAUCUCAUACAGACAAAGGCACGGUUGAUGAGAAUAAAAACCUUUAUUAGUGUG